Punctularia strigosozonata HHB-11173 SS5 is the source of this 1209-nucleotide messenger RNA. Its product is annotated as Pantoate-beta-alanine ligase. Bases 138 to 1169 code for a protein of 343 amino acids. NCBI's taxonomy places the organism in Eukaryota, Fungi, Basidiomycota, Agaricomycetes, Corticiales, Punctulariaceae. Gene Ontology annotation, biological process: pantothenate biosynthetic process. The record is from RefSeq and is a predicted model, not a curated record. The transcript has 3 exons. Gene Ontology annotation, molecular function: pantoate-beta-alanine ligase activity.
UGAUUUUGCCCGUCCGACUCGUACGAUAGUACAAUACCUCUCUCAGUCUCGUCUGCGGACGCAAGCGCUUUAUGCUUCGGCUCUCUCGCUGCUCGGCCAGCACACACAAAAUCGGAGCUCGCUGGAUCGCUCGCGCGAUGUCGUCCGCUCAAGACUUGCCGCCGUCGGGCAUCCCGAUCUUCACGACGCUCGCCGCCUACCGCGAAUGGCGACACAGGGCAUUUCGCGAGGGCAAAUCGGUAGGAUUCGUCGCGACGAUGGGCGCGCUGCACGAGGGCCAUCUCUCUCUCGUAAAGCGCAGCCUACAAUCGAACGACCUCACGGUCCUCUCCAUAUUCGUGAACCCAGCCCAGUUCGCGCCCCACGAAGACCUCGCGACCUACCCCCGCACGCUCCCGCACGACCUUGAGCUCCUCAAUGCGCUCUCUCUACCACAUCCCACCACUGAAGAUCCAGCACGGGUUCGCAAGCCCUCCGCCGUCUUUGCGCCAACGGUGCUGGAGAUGUACCCCUCCGGCAUCACGCAGGACGUGGCUGAGCAGAAGGGGACGUUUGUCGAGGUGAAGGGGUACGGGCACCAGAUGGAGGGCCGCAGCCGACCGACGUUCUUCCGAGGCGUCGCCACAGUCGUAACAAAACUUUUUAACGCCAUCCAGCCGGACCACACCUACUUCGGGCAAAAAGACAUCCAGCAGGCGCUCCUCCUUAAGCGCAUGGUGAAGGACCUCCUCAUGGCGUACCCUUCGCCUGAUCGGUUACACAUCGUGCCCACGAUGCGCGAUCCGACCGACGGACUCGCGCUCUCCUCCCGCAACGCGUACCUCUCGCCCUCCGAUCGCCGCGUCGCACCGACCCUCUACGCCGCUCUCAACGCCGCCAAAUCCGCCUGGGAGUCCGGCGCGAGCAAAGACGAGAGCAUCCGGACCGCGGUGGACGUCGUCGAGAAGGCGCGGCAGGAGGCGAAGUCUGGCUACGGAGAGGUGGAUGUCCAGCUCGAUUACGUUGAGAUGAACGAUUCGGACACGUUCGAGGUGCUGGAGGGCGGGCUAAAGAGCACGGACGUGAACCCGGCCCAUCCGGUGAUUCUCAGUGGGGCGAUGUGGGUGGGCAGGACGAGGUUGAUAGAUAACGUCCUCCUAGGAGACGUGGGCAAGGUCAUAGAGCUAUAGACCCCUAGAUCUUCGUUCUCACAAGCGCAUAAAUUAACCC